Messenger RNA from Elaeis guineensis (African oil palm), 1707 nucleotides. The record is from RefSeq and is a predicted model, not a curated record. NCBI's taxonomy places the organism in Eukaryota, Viridiplantae, Streptophyta, Magnoliopsida, Arecales, Arecaceae.
AUGGUCGGAGAAUGGUUUGCAUCCUACGUCCUAAAUAAACUGGCUGACAUGGUCGCGUUGCAUUUGAGGGACCAGCAUGAUCUGCUCACUGGUGUUAGGACCAUGGUGGAGGAUGUGAAGGCUAGACUUCCUCGUAUCCAAGCCGCGAUCCAAGCAGCAGAGGGGAGGCCGAUCAGGGACCCAGCUCUGGCCACAUGGCUGAGGGAACUCAAAGAUGCUGCCUACGAGGCCGACGAUGUGCUGGAUGAGCUUGAAUUCAAGGAGCUACAUGAUAAGCUGCACGACAAGAGCAAGGUGAGAGACUUUGCAUCCUCUGCUGUUAAGCUUCUCAAGCAUUUUAUGAUGUUCGACGACGACCUCAAAAACUUGAAGAAUCUCGUGGAAAAUCUUGACAAGAUUUAUACUGAUAUCAAUUGCAAAGAAGAACAAUUAAAGGCCUACAGCUCAAGGCAGAUGAGUGUGACCAGAGAGACCAGCUCGAUUAUCCAGGAUAUUGUGUUUGGGAGAGACCAAGAGAGAGACAUGAUGUUAGAUGUGCUGUUGCAUUUAGCUGCUGAUGAACCGAAAUCUAGCAUCGCAUGUGGGGCUGAGACUAGUAGCUGCCCUAGUCUUGGUGUUCUUCCUGUAGUCGGCAUCGGAGGUGUUGGCAAGACCACUCUGGCUCAACUUAUUUAUAAUGAUGAAAGAGUAGCAAGGCACUUUGAGCUGAGGAGGUGGGUCUAUGUGUCUGACAAUUUUGAUGUCAAGCGGAUCGCUAAAGAGCUGGUAUAUUCCUCGACAGAUGACCGGAUCUCCCACGAUAUUAGUUUGGAUGGAAUUCUAGUGAAACUCGGAGAUGCUACAAGGAACAAGAGGUUUUUGUUUGUCCUUGAUGAUGUGUGGGAUGAGACAGGAAGCAAGUGGAAAGAACUCCGUAGUGUCUUAACAUCCGGGGCGAAAGGAAGCAUGGUUUUGGUGACAACUCAAAGUCCAGUAGUAGCAGAAGUCAUGGGCACGAUGGACCCGAUAGAAUUGAAAAGCCUAAAGGAAGAUGACCACUGGAGACUUUUCGAACAUUGUGCAUUUGGUGAAGCCACUCUCGAGGAAGAGCAAAGGAAAAAAUUGCAAACAAUAGGAAGGAAAAUAUCUGAAAAACUACAUGGUUUACCCCUAGCUGGAAAGGUACUGAGUAGUUUAUUGAAGUCCAAACUAGAUGAGGAUUACUGGAAGGUGAUCCUAGAAAGUGAGUGGUGGGAACAUGAAUAUGUUUUAGAUAACAUCCUUCCAUCUCUUGCUUUAAGUUACGAACACUUGAACGCAAAUCUCAAGCAAUGCUUCGCUUAUUGUUCCAUAUUUCCCAGGAGCUAUAUUUUCGAAAAAGAUCGGUUGGUCCAGAUGUGGAUGGCUCAAGGUUUUAUCCAGAACAAGAAUCGAGUAAGAAUGAGAAUGGAGGACAUCGGGGGUCAGAUAUUUGAUGAAUUAGCUAGCAGGUACUUCUUUCUACCAACUCCGGAUAACAAGUACGUGAUGCAUGAUCUGAUAAGAGAAUUGGCAGUUUGUGUUUCGUUGGAUGAAUGUUUGGUCGUUAGUGAUGAGAAAGGAGAAAUUCCAGAGACGAUUCGCCACUUGACGCUUAGGACUGAUAGAAUGGAUGCAUUUGAGGACAGGUCACUCACAUCAAACGACUGCCCAAAUCCAUUUGUAGACUAUGCCAUCUGCAAGUUCUGA